AUGCUUCCUGAACAAUAUUUAAAUGCUGCAGUUUCCAUAUUUGCUUCCAUUUUAUUCAUUCCACUUUCAAUAAUUGCUUUAUUAAUUAAUUUGCUAUAUGCUUGUGUUUUGAUUCAUGGGCACCGAUAUUUUUCUACAAAAUUUGUUUAUAUCUGUUCAAGACAUUUAGUAAUAGCUGAUAUAGUAUCUUCACUCACACAAAUUUUUGUAAUUGUCCCUACUGUUAUUUUACCAUAUGAGAUUGGAAGAGGUUAGUAGUUGAGGAAGUGUGUUGACAAGAGUUAGCUUAAAGCUUUCGGUUUGUCUGUAAGUGGCAUUUAGAUUAGAUCCCGACAAGAUUCAACAACUCUACCCCAAUUUUCCGUGUAUAUUUGAUCGUGAUGAAAAAGUUUGUACAGACUUUAGAUUGUUCUAUAAUUUGAAGAAAAUGUUACUUGAUUACUUGAUCUUUUUAGAAAAUCAUUUAUAUUUUUCCAUU
This is a messenger RNA of Meloidogyne enterolobii, 478 nucleotides long. NCBI's taxonomy places the organism in Eukaryota, Metazoa, Nematoda, Chromadorea, Rhabditida, Meloidogynidae. The record is from the annotation of a GenBank genome assembly.